Schistosoma margrebowiei is the source of this 369-nucleotide messenger RNA. Lineage: Eukaryota; Metazoa; Platyhelminthes; Trematoda; Strigeidida; Schistosomatidae. The record is from the annotation of a GenBank genome assembly.
AUGACUAUGAAACAAGGUAAAUCAGUAUUUGUAAGUAGUAAAUUUCGUAUGUUGAAACGUACGCAUACAAUGCAUGUUGGAUAUACUGGACCGAUGAAUGAACCAUCUAAAUUUAUCCAUUUAGCAUGUGAAUGUAUAUGGUGGCGGCCGGUAUUCGAUAUGAUUCCUAAACUUAGUAUAUUGUUCAUCUUGAUAACCGUUACUAGAUAACACCCAACGGUGUAUAAAAUCAGAAGAUGAAUACAAAGCAUUGAUUACGUUUAUUAUCACAUCACACACAGAUUGUCGAAACCAUAAGCACACGAAUAAAGAAUGAUAUGCGAAUGCCAAAGAGCUAACAAGCGAAAUCUAUUUGUCGGCUUCACCGUU